This is a messenger RNA of Amaranthus tricolor (Joseph's coat), 1688 nucleotides long. RefSeq names its product E3 ubiquitin protein ligase RIE1. NCBI's taxonomy places the organism in Eukaryota, Viridiplantae, Streptophyta, Magnoliopsida, Caryophyllales, Amaranthaceae. The coding region runs from base 172 to 1278 and encodes 368 amino acids. The record is from RefSeq and is a predicted model, not a curated record. The transcript is spliced from 5 exons.
AUAUGAAAGUUACAUCAUCAACAUUUAUUACAGAAGACUUUUUUUAAAAAAAAUUUACUCAUUUUGUAACAGAAGUACAAAUACAACUGCAGAAGAAUCAUUUCUAUUAAAAAACUAAAUCCCCAAUUACCAAACCCUCCCAUUUUGUCCCCAAUCCAAAAAUCCAUAAAAAUGUCUGAAGCAUCAAAUAACUCCACCCCAUUUCUUCGGCCAUUGCAGGGCUCAUCCGAUGUCGACAACCCAUCACGGACGGCGCAGAGGACAGCUCUCGCCUUACUCCUUGGCCGAGCUUCUGGGCGCCGUGGUCCUUCUAUGCUCGUCAGGGAGACGGCUGCGCGUGAGCUUGAGGAGCGCCGCGCCGAUUGGGGUUACUCCAAGCCGGUGGUGGCACUCGAUAUAUUAUGGAAUAUGAUAUUCGUUUUAGCAUCUUUGGUUUUGCUGAUCUGUACUAUUGAUGAAAACCCUAAUGUUCCAAUUAGGGUCUGGGUUUGUGGGUACGCAUUUCAGUGUUUGGUUCAUGUUUUGUUGGUGUGGUUGGAGUAUAGAAGAAGGAGGAUUGAGAGUGGGAGCUUGAGUAGUCGUCAUGGUGGAUCAGAUCUUGAAGCUGGUGAGAAUGAUGAAUUUAGGGGUAGGUUUGAUUUCGAUGGGAAUGAUAGUGAUGGAGAUGAUAAUGGAGGUACGCCUAUGUCUGGUGCUUCUCAAUCUAGCUUCUCAAAACGAUGUGAAUCUGUAAACACAAUGGCAUCAUUUCUUUGGUGGAUAGUUGGCUUCUAUUGGGUAGUGUCUGGUGGUGAGAAGCUACUACAAGAGGCCCCACGACUGUAUUGGUUGUCUGUUGUCUAUCUGGCAUUUGAUGUUUUCUUUGCCAUAUUCUGUGUUGUUUUGGCGUGUUUGAUUGGAAUUGCCCUGUGUUGCUGCUUGCCAUGUAUUAUAGCAAUUCUUUACACAGUUACUGGACAAGAGGGUGCCUCAGAGGCCGAUCUUAGUGUACUUCCAAAAUACAGAUUUCAAAUGUUAAACAAUGAUGAAAAAUUUGGUGUGGGAGCUGGGCUGAUGGUUCCUAUGGAGACUGGCAGUGGAGACUUGGCAACUGAACGUGUUCUUUUACCUGAAGAUGCAGAGUGUUGUAUCUGUUUGAGUUCAUAUCACGAUGGAGUGGAGCUUCACGCUCUACCUUGCAACCACCAUUUUCAUGAAACAUGCAUUGCGAAGUGGCUUAAGAUGAACGCAACGUGUCCCCUUUGCAAAUACAACAUUAUCAAAGGAACCAAUGUUUGAACUAACCAGGAAAACCGUUACGCCCUUCAAGUUAUAUUUGUACAGUUUUCAAAACGAAGGAGAGUUGUUACAAUUAAGAAAAAUUGUUCCAAGAAUGUAGCUUAUAGUCAUCAUUUUUCGUAGACAAUUCUCCCAGCACCAGCACCAGCGCGUUAAGGCCUCAGUGUCUAUGUAAUCAACGACCCUUUAUAUAUAGAAUUAUCUGUAUUUGUAUUUUUGAAUGUAAUUAUAUUUGUAUGAAUUAUAUAUAUGAGAGGUAUUCAAAAUUCAUGAAGGGAUUUUUGUUUUAAAAGCCUGGUGACUGAUAUGCAGUCCUGGUUCUACUAUUUUAUGUACCUAUUUUGUUCCAUUUUAAGUUAUUUUGUAAAAUAAUUAAUUUUGGUUUUAUUAGCAAGAACUGCUUAGUAAUC